GCCAUGGAGAACACCCUCACCUGCAGCCAUGCCACCUUUUCUCAGGUGUUUGGACGCCAGGGACAGCUCAUGCAAGCCACCGUCCAGUCUCUGAACAACCUGAAUGACCAGAUUGCUCAGUUUAUGGUGACCCGACCAUGUAGCAUGGCUAACGAGGACGAGGCCUUCAUGCCAGGAGAGAGGGACACCUUGAGGAAGUCGAUGACCAUGAUGAGACACCUGCUUGCGGAUGCUCAGGGGAAAAUCCUUAAAAUGAUGGAAGACAACAAACAGCUGGCACAGAGGAUUGAUGGGGCUAUCCAGUCUGCCAGUCAGGAAGUGACAAACCUCCGCUCAGAGCUUUCUGCCACCAGCCAUAGACUGGCAGAGCUGGGCGCCAGCAGCCCCCCCGCUUUGGAGAACCACCACCAGCACAAUCACCAUGAUGACAGCAUCCACUAUCGGGAUUCAUCUGUGCAUCACAGACAAAAGACAGUAGUAACAGACAUGUGCUAUCCAACAGAGAUAUCCAGCCUGAUGGACUUUGGCACUCCAGACUGCUCGCUAGGCAAAGUGUUGCUUCGUGAAGAAGUGGUACAGCUUCAAGAGGAGGUUCACCUGUUGAGGCAAAUGAAAGACAUGUUGAGUAAGGACCUGGAGGAGACCCAAGGAGGCUGCUCUGCCAAUCUGCUCUCUGCUACUGAGCUCCGUGUGCAGCUGGGUGACAAGGAGCAGGAGCUGGACCGAGCCAAGGAGGCCUUACAAGCCAUGAAAGCUGAUCGUAAGCGUCUAAAAGUGGAGAAAGCAGACUUGGUGAGUCAGAUGCAGCAGUUGUACACAACACUGGAGAACAGAGAGGAGCAGCUGCGAGAAUUCAUACGCAACUAUGACCAGCACAGAAAGGAGAGUGAGGAUGCGGUGAAAGUAUUGGCGAAGGAGAAGGACAUGCUGGAGAGGGAGAAGUGGGACCUGAGGAGGCAGACCAAAGAAGCCACAGAGCAGGCCAACAUCCUGCGCUCCCAGAUGGACAUGAAGGAGAACAGGAUUAAAGAACUGGAGGCUGAGCUCACUAUGGCAAAGCAGUCUUUAGCCACUCUGACAAAAGAUGUACCCAAACGCCACUCACUGGCCAUGCCAACAGAGCCCAUGGUGAAUGGCAGUCAGGAGUGGGUGAUGCAAGCUGAUCUGCCGCUCACAGCCGCCAUCCGCCAAAGCCAACAGACCCUGUAUCAUGGACAUGGCACAGACAGACAGGCUGUGGUCAGGAUCAGCCCCUGUCACUCUCGCCAACCCUCUGUGAUCUCUGAUGCCUCAGCGGCUGAUGGGGACCGCUCGUCCACGCCCAGUGACAUCAACUCACCUCGACAUCGGACGCACUCCCUCUGCAAUUCCAUGGAGGACCUGGAAGACCAGAAGCGUAAGAAGAAGAAGGAAAAGAUGACUCUGGGAUCUCUAUCACGGGUGUUCACUCGGGGCAAACAGCGCAAGUCACUGGACCCCGGCUUGUUUGAUGGUACAGCCACCCCUGAUUAUUACAUAGAGGAGGAUGCCGACUGGUGAAGCUGAGUGUGAGAGUGUGUGUGUGUGUGUGUGUGUGUGUGUGUGCUUAUUUUGUGUGGACAUCAAAAUUGCUUUAACCAUGUGUGAAGACUGUUUUGUUUGAAAGAAGAGGUGGUGGAUUUUAUGGAAAAGCCCUAAAAUAAAAAAGACUGCUAUUCCCAUAAAUGUACAGUAAAUUGCUCUAAGAUUGUAUGUUUGUAAAUUAGAUAUAUAUUUAUAGUUGUACAUGUAUGCAUAUGUAUAUAUGUUUACAUGCAUAUAAAUAUAUAUAUGAGGUUAUUACAAUGUGUAGACACGUUUAUGAUGUAUUAUCUUAAAAAUGUCUUUAUGUAUUAUGUUUUUUAUAACUGGAGACUUGAAGGACUGAUGUUCAUAUGUACAUAGGAGCUAUUGUGAAACUAGUGUUUUACUGUAAAUGUCAUUUAGUUUUUGUUACUCUACACUUGCUUUUUUUCAUGGCAACAUUGAUUUUUAAGUUUUUUUCUUGCUCCCAGCCUCUUGGGCCUAUGUCUUAAAAUGAGAAAAGGGAUAUUAUCUGAUUAAUUUAAAGACUUAUUAGAAAUACUGCUGUUACAAGACUGCCAUCACAAUUAUAAAAAUGCUGACUGACAGUAUCUGUUAAAAUACUGCUGUGAACAGCAGAGAUGUUUUUCUGAAGACAUUUUAUUAAAAGAGAAAGAAAGAAAAAAAAGAGUGGCUGACCAGCACAGGUUUUAGAGUCAGUCUUCCCUAGAAAAUUUGACAGCACAGAUUUAAACAGACAACCAAAAAGAUGUUUGAAAAUUAGCAGUGAUGCUUAUUCAACCCCACCCCUUGUCUGGUGUAAAACCACGUGCAAGUGCCAAAGUUUUAACACUCAUUUUAUAAAAAAUCUGUGCAUCACUGUUAGCACUAGCCUCCUCAGAUUGUGUGACUCAUUUCUUACUGAGUGCUAACUAACAUGUGCCAAUCUGAGACAAAGGACUGCAUUAAACAUAUGCAUGAUCCCUCUGUGUUGCCUUGGUUAAACAUCUAUUCAUUUGUUAUCAAAUUAAUGAUCUCCACAGACCUUCUGCUCCUGUGUUACCCCUCCUCUUUAACCAAAUUAUCUCUUGCAUUAUGAAUGCAUGCCUGCGCUCCCCCACACCACUCCCUUAUUUUUCCUGUUUUUGUUUUGCUUUGUGUAGAAUCUCCCCCUCAUUUCCUGGGAAAGAAAUCUCUGUGAUUUAAGGAAAUUCUAACAAAAAAAAAAAAGAUUAAAUCUAUUAUUUUAUUUAAAAAUGAGAGAAACAAAGAGGUAACUUCUAAUAUUUAUCUGCUGCAGCUGUUGCAG
Melanotaenia boesemani (Boeseman's rainbowfish) is the source of this 2851-nucleotide messenger RNA. RefSeq names its product kazrin-like. The coding region runs from base 4 to 1539 and encodes 511 amino acids. The transcript has 10 exons. The record is from RefSeq and is a predicted model, not a curated record. NCBI's taxonomy places the organism in Eukaryota, Metazoa, Chordata, Actinopteri, Atheriniformes, Melanotaeniidae.